CCCCAUAAAGUUGUUGGAAGGCUACUGUCAGAACAAGAAGAAGUCUUCAGAAUGUCACACUACGGCCCACGUUGAUGUCGUAGGCCAGGAGCAAACAAAUCCUUUCAGAUCUCCUGGACAAACAUGAAGAGCAGGACCUCAUCCGUGUGGGAUCAGAAUUUUUUAUUGGUUACUUGCUGCCAGCUUAGCGUGACUUCAAUGAAAAAAGCAUCAUCUAUUGCCUGGAUUCUUGCCUACAAUUGCUCCUGAUGUGUUAGCCUAAUCAAUAUCAUCUAUUGCCUGGAUUUUUGCCGACAAUUGCUCCUGCUGUGUUUGCCUAAUCAUCGCAAACAAGAAUACAAAGACUAUGCCUCUGUCUUUAUCAGCCUUAAGACGAAGGACACGCAUAGACGUUAAAAAAAGGCUUCUUCUUCAGAGACAUGACAGUAAUAUGGGCAGGUGACCGAGUUCUUUCUGAGAACGCUGCCCAAUCCUCUUCAGCUGCACAUGCAAUGCCAGAGAUGCCUUUUCAUCUGAUCAAGUUCAUAAUUAACGGGGAGAUUGCGGUUGUCCCAAGUGGAUGGUAUGAUGAUGGGAUGGGUUUUUGGCCAAACUAUAAAAGCACAGAGAGAAUGAAAAGGGCCGCUUUAAAUGGGGAGCAGCAUGAUCAAAACUGGCCAAGAUAUGACGUUUCUGUUGUCCGAACUUGUGACAACUACAAAGACGCAUUUAAAUUAACGCAACAAUAUGGAAAGGGCUACAACACGUCAGACCUGGAAUCCGAGGCAGAGAAUGAGGAGCUGCCAGAAAAACGGAAAAGGAAGCCAGUCCAUCGUCUCGGGGACUCUGAUGAUAGCGAAGAAGACCCGGGAAAUGGUGACCUCGCAUCUCUGGGGUUGGCAAGCCAAUUGCACAGGCAGACGGCUGAGGUCCAGAUCCUUAGCCUGCUGGAAACUAAUAAACACACACAAGACCAGCUGAUGGCGAAGGUCAACUUCUUAACCAGCAGGUUGACCAGUACCCCGGGGCCAGAAGUGGAAAUGCCGGCCAAUAUCCAGUUUUCACAGGAACAGUUGGAAGCAUUUGAGGCACUUCUGACAACCCUGACAGCCCUUUUGUCAGCCCUGACAACCACUUCUGUCCUGAACCGCCUUUUCCCAGUGAUUUCUUCUUUGGGCACCGUUGGAGGCCAGGAUGUGAAGCGGGUGACCUGGAACACCUUGGGCAGGAUCUUCACCGAUGAUGUUUCACAUCAACUUAAUUGGAAGGGGGUCAGUAAUAAAAAGGCCUUUAGCAGGAUGGCAACAAAUACCUUGCUUUUCAGUGCUGAUUUGAUUACAGGUCAGCCACAGACGCUGAGGACACCAAACGCGCAAUCAGGUGGUUCAACCUGGCGGCGGAUCGGGCAGCGAGGAGACAAGUCCACCUCCACAGACAGAGGAAUAAAAAUAUGUAUCGAUAAAAAAAACUCUUAUUGA
Molecule: messenger RNA, 1457 nt
Organism: Nerophis ophidion (straightnose pipefish)
Lineage: Eukaryota; Metazoa; Chordata; Actinopteri; Syngnathiformes; Syngnathidae
Exons: 10
Coding region: 420-1457 (345 amino acids)
Source: RefSeq, a predicted model, not a curated record